CUUCCACGCCUAGUAGCCGCUACCUUUGCUUUUUGCUGUUGUGUUAAUGAAAAAAAGUUUACGUUGUGUAAUUGAAAUGUAGCUAAGUGGCUGCCAGGCAUUGAUACAUAUUUAAAAAAACAACAAAAAAUAUCGUUUUACAAGUUGAGAGCGGCACGAUAGCAGUAACGUUAGCUAGAAGGAGCUAAAGAAAAUGUUAGCAAAACAGGAAAAUGCAAAUAACGUCGACGUAAGUGAUUCGCGAACGAUGUAAUGGCGACCGAGUGGUCUCAAAAGGUGGAUAUAGGAUUUAACCUGCUGAGUUUAUGCAGAGAGACCGGGACGCCGGUCCUGUGCUGAAGACGGACAUUGUAACGUUACUGCUUUAUGAGCUAUUGUGUUCGAGCUAACAUUACUGGUAAACUAUAACGUGAUAAGUUUACUUUAUAACUGUGCACUGAAUGGCAAAAGGAAGACUUUCUCUGGCGUUUUACUUUGAGCAGAAAGGCAGUCCAAUGUGCCUGUGAGUGCCUCACGCAGAGAAAACACCAACCAUGGCUGUCUCUGCUAUCAGGAAUUGGUGGAAUACCCACCAGUUGGACAAAUCGGACACCAAUGACUCUAACACAGAGGAAGAUGAGGAGGAAUUAGCAGGGAGGAGGCAGUUAUCUAUAAACCUUAGUCAGACUCUGCGGACCAGGCAGCUGCUCAUUGACUUUGAUGGUGGCCGACCUACUUUGAGUCUCAGGGCACCGCUGGACCUAGUUAACUUCCCAUCUAUCUUCCGCCCUCGUUGGCCCAUAGAAUGUGAGGUCAACAGCGACAUCAUCCAUCACAUUGAGUGGGACCCCCCAGAGCCAGAGCCUUUCUACCAGCCCACAGGACAUGAGAGGACACCCAUGCCAGCAGGAGAGGAGAGGGAGAAAGUGGUAUACUGCAUUGACCAUGCAACUAAGCGUCCCUAUUUCACCUGCUCCCGGGUCGGAGGAAGCAGGGGGCCCAUUAAGAGCGCCACUUCUUAUGACGGUCGGACAGACUUCACCCUUGAGUUUGAGUCACGCUUUGAGAGUGGGAAUCUUCAGAAGGCUGUGCAAGUGGGUGUCUAUGACUAUGAGAUCACCCUGCGCACAGACAUGUACACCAGAAAGCACACACAGUGGUUUUACUUCAGGGUCAGGAACAUGAAGGCUGGAGUGACCUACCGCUUCACCAUCGUCAACUUGAUGAAGAGCAGCAGCCUGUAUUCACAGGGCAUGAGACCACUCCUCUACUCUGAGAGGGCUGCCAACGACAAAGGGAUUGGAUGGCAACGCACUGGCUCCAAUAUCAGAUACUACCGUAACAGCAAUCAGAAUACAAAGGACAACAACAGUGACACAGUCACCCUGUACUCACUCACCUGGACUCUCCAGUUCCCUUAUGACUCAGACACCUGCUACCUGGCCCACUGCUACCCCUACACCUAUUCCCACCUGCAGCGCUACCUUAGGCGCAUUUCUUCCAACCCAGCAGUUGCAUCAUACUGCACACUGCGGGUGCUGUGCCACAGCCUUGCUGGGAAUGCUGUGUAUGUGGUGACAAUAACGUCCCGGGGUGGCGGCAGAGUGGCGGGUAGGAAAAAAAAGGCUGUGGUGGUGACGGCCCGAGUGCACCCUGGAGAAACCAACGGAUCCUGGAUGAUGGAGGGGUUCCUAGACUUCCUGCUCGGGGACUCGGAAGAUGCUCAGCUACUCAGGGACACUUUUGUUUUUAAGGUGGUGCCAAUGCUGAACCCAGAUGGUGUGGUAGUGGGUAAUUAUCGCUGCUCUCUGGCAGGCAGGGACCUCAACAGAUAUUACAAGACAUUGCUCAGGGAUUCCUUCCCCUGUGUGUGGCACACCCGAAACAUGGUGGAAAGGCUGAUGGCUGAGACGGAUGUAGUUCUUUACUGCGACUUUCACGGCCACAACCGUAAAAACAACGUGUUCAUGUACGGUUGUAACAACCGAGGGGAUGCUUCGCUGAAGCUGCACGAGAGAGUCUUUCCACUAAUGAUGAGCAAGAAUGCCAGUAAUAAGUUCUCCUUUAAGAGUUGCAAGUUUCGGGUGCAGAAGGGCAAAGAGGGAACAGGACGAAUCGCCAUGUGGAGACUAGGCAUCAAAAACAGCUACACUAUGGAGGCCACCUUUGGAGGCUCCACUCUGGGCGACAGGAGAGGAACACAUUUUACUACUCGAGACCUGAAGUCCCUUGGCUUUUACUUUUGUGACACCCUGCUGGACUACUGUGACCCAGAUCCAACAAAGACCACUUACUGUCUGACAGAGCUGGCAGCGUUGUUGACAAAGGAGGUCAGAGAGAGGCUGGGCAAAGAUUUGGGCACUGACUGUAACUUCUCUGUGUCUGACCUGGAAACCAGCACCAGUGGUUCAAAUAGUUCUGAUUCUGAUGGCCUCCCGGUUCAUUUACUCAACCAGCCACAAACUGCCCACCCAGAGCAAACAGUGAAGAAGAAAAAGAAACGCUUGAGGAGUUGUAAAGAGAGGGACACGCUGCGACCAGAGAGAGUGAAGAAUAACACACAGCCAAAGGUCCUGCAAAGCAGCGUAAAAAAUAUUGAGUCCAACCUGCCCCAUGAGGACACAGUUAAAGGGAUCAUCCAAGAGAAAACUGUUGGAAGACACAGGAAGAAAUGGCAGGCAAAAGGUCUGUUGAGAAAUGCGGAGAUCCCGCCUCCCACCACUCACCCUAGGGAGGUCUCUCAGGUGACUCUGUGGCAGGGCUGCGAGCCGGUCAAGGACAGAAACAUGAAAGGUGCAUGCCCGCAUCACAGGGUAGAAGCAUGUCCACAUCUUGGCACGUACACAGAUGACCUGGGGAUGUAUACAGGACAGUGGAGGUGCUCCUCUCAGCUGCUGCACCUGAGUGCUCUCCUUCCACCUUCUCCAAAUCCCAUCAUACAUUCCAGCCAGCAACAGCAGCGCUGCCCCCAACAAUCCUUCGUCUCCUACAAAGUCUACAGAGGGCUGCCAUCUUCCCUUACAGCGCUCCGCAGGUCUCCCUCAUCCGUGUACAUCAAGAUGAUCCCAGAUCUUUUUCCAAGAAAGCGCUUGCUGUCAAGUUUCACCACUGACAAGGUCGACGCCAGGCAUAUUUUAAGAAACUCUUUACUGGCCUCAGAACGUGACUCUGUGCCUGAGGAUUCCUCCCCGUCACACGCAGACAUGACCGAGACCAAACGACUAAAUGAGGAACAGGAAGAAGACUCCUCAGAAGUGGGUCUGUCCCUGUUGAAAUGUAUACCACUUGGAGAGCAGAACCAAAGAGAUCUCACCCCUGACGUUCCCCGGAGAGGAACUGAACCGCGCAACUAUUUUUUGCCUGUUCAGAAGGGAACAGACCUGAGAAGAAACGGACUAGGCAAUGAAACUUUGGAGGACAAAAGGCACCUGGGUGUAUUAUCCUCUUUGUCAAAGCCUUCUGGCCUCAUGAAGAUGGAACGUCCACGUCCUAAGAGUGGCACCCUUGGUACGCUUCAGGCUAAGGACAUCAGGCACUAUUACUCUGGAAGAGAAAGCCAAAUAAGUGCGGCAAUGGUCGCAAGAUCGUCACAGUCUGCCCCACUGUAGGGCAUAAUAUUCAUAAUAUGGAAACUACAGAUUGACAGAUAUUGUUCUCUCUCUAUUUUCGGGCCAGUGAUGGGAACCUGCUCUGAUGGAUCAAGAAGACUAUGAUGUGUGCUCGAACUUCAACAGAUGUGUUAAACCAAGUGCUUCCCAACCUUUUUGGUCCGAGUUACCCCCCCACAGCCCUGUCAGAUGAACUCACGUACCCCUUCAUCAAUUCGCAAUGUUCCCAGCGUAUCCCAGAAAGAGUCUAAUGGCCUCGAUCAGAGUCAUCAGGAUGAGAACGGUGACGAGGAUGAACUUGUAGUAGUCUGGCAAGACAGGAUACUGGAAGAAAUAACAUUUACAACAAUGCAGGCA
Messenger RNA from Perca fluviatilis (European perch), 3944 nucleotides. RefSeq names its product AGBL carboxypeptidase 2 (gene agbl2). Gene Ontology annotation, molecular function: metallocarboxypeptidase activity; zinc ion binding. The record is from RefSeq and is a predicted model, not a curated record. The transcript is spliced from 23 exons. The coding region runs from base 534 to 3587 and encodes 1017 amino acids. Gene Ontology annotation, biological process: proteolysis. Lineage: Eukaryota; Metazoa; Chordata; Actinopteri; Perciformes; Percidae.